Molecule: messenger RNA, 1215 nt
Organism: Necator americanus (New World hookworm)
Lineage: Eukaryota; Metazoa; Nematoda; Chromadorea; Rhabditida; Ancylostomatidae
Exons: 13
Coding region: 1-1215 (404 amino acids)
Source: RefSeq, a predicted model, not a curated record
AUGACAAGAACGUGCGAUUUUGAGGCGACAUCCUCGCAGGGAUCGUCGAGCGCAUGCGAUAUAAACGAAGUUCCCGAUGAGACUGGCUAUAAUAACAACUUGGAUCACGACGUAGUCAUAAACAAAGACGUUGCUCGUACAACAGUGAGUGGGCUGGAGUUGCUCAUGUUAUAUUUGGAAGCAGAGAUACAUCGAGCGCGGGCUUUUAUACGUGAGUACGGUGCUAGAAUUCGUCGAUUCUUCCGGGAAGGAAUACAUAUUGACUUUCGUAGCAUUGCGAGACAUUUCGCGGUUCUCGCAGAUCGUAGGAGCUCGGCGGAACUUUCUGAUCUAAACCAAGACGCUGCUAUGAUUUUCAAUGUUUAUACUUUUAAUGAUGUUGAAAUCGUUCUUACAACAGAUGAAGAAGUUGAAGAUGGUGUAGUUCAUGCUUACACAGUACGGUUUCCUGCUUGGACCUGCCUCCCUCCUGCUAUCACUUCUCACGUUUGCGAGACUGAUCUUCGAGAAUUUCAGCUGUUCAACCGACCACUCAAAAUGAGCAUGACCAUUGACGACGAUGACGAAAGACUUUCUCUGCCUAGUACUAUGGUCACAGACCAGGAGUUGAAGAUACAAUCCCUUGAAGCUCAACUUGCUCUACUCUCUAAGCAAAUGCAGUCGCUGCUCAGUGGAAAAGGAGGAUCUAUCGGGGCUGUGGCUACUGGUCACAUUGAUUCCUCUCCUUUUCUCUCGGAUGACGAGGGAAAAGGCACUUCCCUUUGCAGCCCAUCUGAUACAGUGAAAAUUACUUCAUCGAGUAGUAAGCGACUAUCAGCACUUCCCGAAAUUUGUCCACCUGCUGGUUUACCUCCACCUCCGCCGCCUCCUCCACCUGCGUUGUCUACCAGCAGCUGUUCUGUCUCAAAAAAUGUUUCAACACCUUCCAAGCGCACAGUGCUACAGAUGUUAAAUAAGUCCGCAAACGUCGAUCAUGAGGCGCUUCCCCUCCGUCCAAGCGUAUUUGAUUUGACUACUGUUCAGCUCAGGAAAACAAAUGCUGCAAGGUCACCUGGUGGAACACCAGUUGUUCGACACUCGAGCGCACAAAACAAUACAGACGAGGGCAACUAUCUGGCGAUGGCACUUCGAGAGAAAUUUCGGUCUGUACAGGAAUCGUUGUCCGAGCACGAAGAUGAGGUUAACACCAGCUGGUUGGAAGAUGAUGCGAACUGA